This is a messenger RNA of Penicillium canariense, 1677 nucleotides long. RefSeq names its product putative MFS quinate transporter. Gene Ontology annotation, molecular function: carbohydrate:proton symporter activity. The record is from RefSeq and is a predicted model, not a curated record. Bases 1 to 1677 code for a protein of 558 amino acids. Gene Ontology annotation, biological process: transmembrane transport; carbohydrate transport. Gene Ontology annotation, cellular component: membrane. The transcript is spliced from 5 exons. Lineage: Eukaryota; Fungi; Ascomycota; Eurotiomycetes; Eurotiales; Aspergillaceae.
AUGGCCGGCGGAGCCAAGAAGCCUGUCAACAUCUUCCGCCUGAAGAACCUGGGCGAGCCCAAGGAGGUCUUCAACUGGAGACUAUGGUUCGCCGUCAUCUCCUUCGGGCUGAUGGGGGCCGCUCGCGGUAUCGACGAGGGCCUCAUCUCCGGUGCCUUCAACUCCAAGGACUUCCAGCGAUUUAUCCACUACAGUUCCUACAGCUUGGUGGAACAGACCAACAUCAAGGCCAACGUUUCGGCCAUGGUUCAGAUUGGAUCGGUCGGUGGUGCUCUCUUUGCUUUCCUAGUGUGUGAUCGCAUUGGUCGUAUCUGGGCUACUCGUGAGCUCUGUCUCGUUUGGAUGAUCGGCGCCGCCAUUUUCAUGGGCAACAAUGGCAACCUCGGUGCGGUGUACGCCGGUCGGUUUAUUGCCGGUCUGGGAGUCGGGCAGACCGUGGUGGUGGCCCCCGUCUAUCUUGCGGAAAUUGCUCCGGCGGCGAUUCGCGGUCUCUGCACAUGUGUGUUCACCGGUUUCGUCUAUUUGGGCAUUGUGCUUGCCUAUUUCGCCAACUACGGAUGCCAGGUGCACAUGGGCGAUUACACUCACGCACGAUGGGAGGUUCCGACCAGUCUCCAUGUCAUUUUUGCUGGCUUGAUCUUCCUCCUUUCCUUCUUGCAAUACGAGUCACCCCGCUACCUGAUCAAGCAGGGUCAGGUGGAGAAGGCCAUCUCCAACCUCUCCCACCUCCGCAACCUCCCUGCUGAUCACGAGUAUGUGGUUCGUGAAAUCGACGCCAUUCAAACCGCCCAUCAGAUUGAGAUGGAGGCCACCAUGGGUUCGGGACCGAUGGGUAUCCUUAAGGAGACAUUCAUGAUUCCCUCGAACCUCUACCGAGUCUACCUCGCUCUGAUGGCACAGAUUAUGUCGCAGUGGUCGGGUGCAGGCUCCAUCACUCUCUACGCCCCCGACUUGUUCAAGCUGUUGGGCGUCACGGGCAGCAAUGAGACCCUGUUGGUGACAGCCGUUUUCGGAAUCGUCAAGCUGGUGGCUGCGAUUGCGUGCGCCCUCUUCCUCGUUGAUGUGAUCGGUCGCAAGCGCGCCUUGCUGAUCGGAAUCAGCCUGCAGGCGAUUGCGAUGAUCUAUGUUGCUGGCUUCCUGACCGCUGUGCCAGAGAUGGGCGUGGUCAAGAACUACAAGCUCCCGGCGAACGAGAAGGCCGCCAGUAAGGGCGCGAUUGCGAUGAUUUACCUCUCGGGCUUCGGCUGGGCUCUCGGCUGGAACUCGAUGCAGUAUCUGCUGACGGCCGAGCUGUUCCCUCUGCGAAUCCGUGCUUUCGCCACCUCGUUGGCCAUGACUUUGCACUUUGCCAACCAGUAUGGAAAUGCCCGGGCGGUGCCCAACAUGCUGCUCCCGGUGGCCGAUGGCGGCAUCAGUCCCAAGGGGACCUUCUGGUUCUUUAGCGUGCUCACCGUGAUUGGUGGAGUGUGGGUCUGGUUCACCGUCCCCGAGACCGCCGGUCGGAGUCUGGAAAGCAUGGACCGCCUAUUCGAGCUGCCAUGGUACCGCAUUGGCCUCUAUGGUAACCGGGAUGCCGACGAGCGUGACCAGGUGGUCGAUGAGAAGAUCGAGACGAUGAUGUCUCAGCAAGGCACUGCGCAGCAUGUCGAGCGACAGGAUGCCUCGGCGCGUGUCUAA